AUGAUGUUGAUGACAAGGGCGAGUACAAGAUUUCUACGUGGACUAUCACAUAGGCUCUAUCAGCAACAAGCAAGUGCACUGAAUGGAAUUCCACCGCCUUUACAAGGCAUCAAGGUCGUAGACCUCACCCGGGUUUUGGCUGGCCCGACGGCAACGAUGUUGCUGGCAGACCUCGGCGCCGACGUGGUCAAAGUUGAAGAGGUUACUCGGGGUGAUGACACCAGACAAUGGGACCCACCAUCUGCACCUUUGAUCGAAGGUGCACCUGCGGAGGCAAAACAUCUUCCAGCGGAGUCGGCCUACUUCCUAGCCGCGAACAAAAACAAACGGUCUAUGACUGUAAACUUCAAGAAACCGGAGGGAUUGAAGAUCAUCCAUAAAAUGAUUGCCCAGGCGGAUAUUCUCGUGGAGAAUUACAUUCCCGGCAAACUCGCUAGCAUGGGGCUUGGCUAUGAAGACUGCAAAGCUAUCAACCCCGGCCUUGUGUACGCAUCCAUCACUGGGUAUGGUCAGACCGGGCCAUAUAGCCAAGCCCCAGGCUACGAUGUCAUAAUCGCCGGCGAAGGUGGGCUCAUGCACAUAACUGGGGAGCCAGACGGACCGCCUUGCAAGGUUGGUGUCGCAUCGACGGACAUUGCGACAGGGUUGUAUGCUCAUGGGGCCAUCAUGGCUGCCCUCAUCUCCAGACAACGCACUGGCAAGGGCGUCUGGGUAGACUGCAGCCUGUUUGAUACCCAGCUCGCUGGUCUCGCCAAUGUCGCGUCGAACUAUCUAAUCGCAGGACACGAGGGCGGUCGACAUGGAACUGCUCACCCGUCGAUUGUUCCAUACCAAGCAUUUCCUUGUAAAGAUGGCUUCCUGAUGUUCGGGACAGGAAAUGAACGCCAGGCAAGUUUUAAAACCCUGGCUACACGCAUUCUAGAGCAGCCCGCGUUGGCCGAUGAUCCUCGGUUUUCGUCUAAUGCUGCCAGGGUUGCGAAUCGAACUGAACUGAUCAAGAUCAUCUCUGACGUGCUCACCACCAACACGAGAGAUUACUGGAUAGAGAAGUUCACUGGGCUUGGUAUACCAUUUGGUCCUAUCAACAACGUUCGCCAAGCGUUUGAGCAUCCACAGGCGAAGGCUCGCCAUGCAGCUGUAGAGGUUGAUCAUCCGAGGGCAGGGAAAAUCAAGGUUGUCGCCCCAGCAGUAUUUUAUGACGGUAAGAAAAUGCCCGUGAGACGCCCACCGCCGUGGCUGUCACAACAUACGUCCGAGGUUCUGGAAGAAUUGGGGUACAGCUCGAAGGAAAUCGAGGAAUUGAAGGAGGGGCAGGUUGUGUCGACCGCUCACGCCCCCUACAAAACUCCUGUUGGCAUGGAAUCUACGCAGAAACGGCGAAAUUCCUCUCCUCCUGUUAAAAGCUUACCUACGUCCGAGGUGAAACCAUUGCCCGUAGAUGCCGCUGAUGCCCCCUCGCCCCCACCAGCAAAGGAGUUGGAGUCGCCGGCAGAUGAGGAUGAUUUGGCUGACGACGAGACGGAUGACGGCGACGACAACAUUCCAUCAGACAUCAUCGAUAAGGAGAUAUUCAACCAAAUCCUCGAUCUCGACGAUGGGGACACGAAAGAGUUUUCGUUUGAAAUGACCGCUGCGUAUCUAGUUCAGGCGAAGGAGACAUUCGUCAACAUGGAUCGCGCGUUAUUGGCAAAGGAUUUACAUGAGCUAUCACGACUGGGCCACUACUUGAAAGGCUCCUCUGCCGCCAUCGGAAUCAAGAAGGUACAGGCCUCCUGCGAGAAGAUACAGCACUGUGGGGACAAUGCUGUGGGAGAAAGCAAGCUUGGUCAAGCUGAAGCACUGCAGAAAAUCACGCAAAUGGUCAGCCAGGCGAAGAAGGAAAACGAGAAGGCUGAAGAGUGGCUCCAUAUAUACUACAAGGACGAAAUGGAGGCUGCUUCAUGA
Molecule: messenger RNA, 1944 nt
Organism: Pleurotus ostreatus (oyster mushroom)
Lineage: Eukaryota; Fungi; Basidiomycota; Agaricomycetes; Agaricales; Pleurotaceae
Exons: 12
Coding region: 1-1944 (647 amino acids)
Biological process (GO): phosphorelay signal transduction system
Molecular function (GO): catalytic activity
Source: RefSeq, a predicted model, not a curated record